AUGAACGUAAUAGUUGAUGAAUCUCCAAAACAUUUUGAUUAUUAUUUCAGCGACGUCAAAUGUCCAGUGUCAAUGAAAUUGGUAGAAAAGGGACUCUGUUCGCUUCUAUAUUAUUCUCAUUCAUAGCAGCAGGUCUAUCUAUUGCUGCCAUCCUUACUCCUUCAUGGCAAGUUGUCAAUCUUAGAGAAUAUAAUUCCAUCCAUGAGCACGGAUUAUGGCUAGAUUGCACUCGACACAGCAGAGAUGGCAACCAUAUUCUACAAAGGUUCUAAGACUUACGAUUUAUAAAAUAAAACGAACCUAAACCUAUUCUUAGAUACGCUACCGUAACCGAGCCACUACACUGCGUCUACAAGUUUGAUUAUGAUAAGUACUCCGGUACUUUUGACAUCGAAGACGAUAACAGCCCGGUUGGAGAGGUGAACCGGCAUAAAUUCUAUGGUUUCACAAAGUCACUUUUGAAAAAGAAUAAUCGACUUUUAUAGGUUGGCACACAUUCACAAUGAUCCUUCUUGGGCUUGCUCUACUAACAACCUCUCUUUCCACUUUCGUUGGGGCAUGUGCCUGCUGUCACGGUUCUCUCGCCCUUUUCUUCACUCUUAUUACACUUCUCACUAGUGAGUCAGACCGAAUAAGUAAUCAAAAAAGUUGAUCGUACUCAGCGCUUCUCUCUGCUAUUGCCGAAGGUGUUUUCUUUUUCUAUUCGCAUCGAGCUGACAACCGAUUCAUCAAAGGAAUUGUUGGAACGUACGAGCAAAGAGUUGGAACUGCGUUUUUUCUCCAAAUGGCAGCCGCUUUCUGCCACUUGAUUUCAUUCCUCAUCGCCAUGCUUUUCACCUACUUUUCUAUUGCAUCCUCCAAGGAUACCGAUGGUUUUAGUAUUCAGAGAUCCAGCAGGACCAAUGUUACCAAUAUUGGAAGGUACAUUCAGUGUAUAGCUCUUGCCCCUCGGUGUUUGCGGACUCGAGCCGAAAUUUUUGACUUUGGACUUGAGAACCGAAGAGCAAAAGCGAAAAUUUGACAUUACGACUUGUAACAAUACUUGCAACGGCCGUACCUAGCUAGGCUGAUCGAAAAACGAAUUAAGAUCAUUUACGAUUAAUGUUUCAAUCAAGGCCGGGCAAAAGGUGCCAUGCACUAAAAAAGAAACAUAUUUUAAGAAGAAGUUAAAAGUGAGGGAUUUAUGUUCCCAUAGCCCCAAGUUCUGAUAAAAUUCUCCGAAUUUUCUAUAUUUUUCAAAAAAAAAAGCUAAGCAGGUGGAGUUUUCUAGUUCCCCGGACGCCAAAUUUGAAAAAGUUAAAGAUCUUUUAUUCCGUUUUGGUAUGUUCAAAACCAUCCAUAAAGAUAAAAUGUCGAAUCUCAUGGUCAUGGUCAGAAUCGAAUUUCAGAGAGAAUUAUUCGAGUGCCGCACAAAAAUUCGACAGCCUCGUGUUCUUCUUAAAUUUUUUGAAAAAUGUAGCAUAAUAAUUUUUUCAGUAUUUGGGACUUUUGGUUACUUUUUUCGUACACGACAUCUUUAAAUUUUAAGGCUUUCCUAGAGUUUCAACCCACUUGCUGCUACCCGAUCGACCCUAUCUUCUGAAUAGUUUCAGUUCGACAAGCUUGAAGUUGAAAGUUAACUAAGUUUCAACACAAUUGAACUAUCUCAUAAAAAUCUAAUAAAAACUGCAAAGUUUGGGUCCGAUUUUCCGAACUUAAUUGCUGUAGACCGUAAUUUCAAUAUUUUUGUAAACUUACUUGUCAGUUGCAGGUCAAUCGAGUUUGAUGCUCCAUUGAUGUAUCCGCCACAAACACCGAUCAAUGGAUUCCGAGCACCGAGUUACAUAGAUGAUAAACCUGUUGUUGCGGAGAGUAUGCCGGAACUGGGAGCACGGUAUUUCAUUUUUAUUGGUCACGUUUAUUGAAUUUCGAAUUUUAUAGAGGUGGAUACCCUUCAAAUGACUUCUUCGCUUCCAGAAUAAGAAGAAAAAGCGAAACAUGCGUUUAA
Molecule: messenger RNA, 1987 nt
Organism: Caenorhabditis sp. 36 PRJEB53466
Lineage: Eukaryota; Metazoa; Nematoda; Chromadorea; Rhabditida; Rhabditidae
Source: the annotation of a GenBank genome assembly